AUAGAAGAACAUCCUCUUGCCCUGGUGUAAACCUGGGUGAAAGCGGGGGAUAUGUUUUCCUAAAAAUUCUGGAGGUGAUUUUUUUUCCAAGCUUGUGCGCGCCUAUCCAAACCGCAACCCGUUUCGGUUUAAGUGUUAUUUGGGCGUCAGUGUAAGUAUGUGCUGUGUAGAAUUUUCCCUCGUUGGAAAUCAUCACGUACGAGUCAGGGAGACAGAGUGAUAAUCCAGCUGAAAAUGUAAGAGGAUUUUUCUAUCCAACAUCCGCUGAAAAUAGAUUAGGAGGACAGCAAUGGAAGUUAAAUUGUGCUGCAUAUAAAAUGGGCGGGCUUGUCAUUAUGUUACAUUGGCACGGCAUAUUCUAAAAUGAAAUAUUCUGCCUUAGGACGUGGGGAUAUUCUGUUCGGCUUCGUUUUGGGAAGCGCAAUCAGUGCAUUCAGCCAUUCAGCGUUCAUUAGACUAGAUAUGCUAGUUUGGUGAAACAUUUCUGUUGCCGACAGACUGAGUUGAACUCACCACACAACCACCAAUGAACAGCGAGAGAGACCUGCGCAUAUCGUCAGCAGCCGCUUCUUCAGCCUCAAGCUAAAAUUCGUCAGAUCUGAGAUCACAGAGGAAAUUUUUCACAUUCCGUCCGACUUGAAAAAAAAAAAGAAUUUGCAAAAAGUUACAGGAUAUAGUCAGUGGACAUCAAAUGCACCCGGGUUCAUCUGCUUGAAAGGUCCUCAUAUUUCAACUAUGUGUGGACAGAGCAGGGUGGCCUCUCUGUGUCUGUGGACUUGUUUACUGGUCACAAGCAGCGUACUGACUGGGAAAAGCUCUGGGCAGAAUGGCAUGACAGACGAGCAGAAAGAUAACACCACAGUGUUCACCAAAAUCUUAGACAGCCUUCUAGAUGGCUAUGACAAUCGCCUCAGGCCAGGACUCGGAGAGCGUGUAACUGAAGUCAAGACUGACAUUUUUGUGACUAGUAUUGGACCAGUUUCGGACCAUGACAUGGAGUACACCAUUGAUGUUUUUUUCAGACAGAGCUGGAAAGAUGAAAGGUUAAAGUUCAAAGGGCCCAUGGCCGUGUUGCGUCUCAACAACCUGAUGGCCAGCAAGAUCUGGACCCCAGAUACUUUCUUCCACAAUGGCAAGAAGUCAGUGGCCCACAACAUGACCAUGCCGAACAAGCUUCUACGAAUUACAGAGGAAGGCACCCUGCUUUACACCAUGAGGCUUACAGUGAGAGCAGAAUGCCCUAUGCAUCUGGAAGACUUCCCUAUGGAUGCCCAUGCUUGUCCCCUGAAAUUUGGCAGCUAUGCCUAUACCAGAGCAGAGGUGGUGUAUGUGUGGACCAGAGGGGCUGCUCAGUCUGUAGUGGUGGCAGAGGACGGCUCCAGGUUAAACCAGUAUGAUCUGAUGGGGCAGAGUGUGGAUUCUGGUGUGGUGCAAUCAAGCACAGGAGAGUAUGUUGUGAUGACAACCCACUUCCUCCUGAAGAGGAAAAUUGGUUACUUUGUGAUCCAGACAUAUCUACCCUGCAUCAUGACAGUGAUCCUCUCCCAAGUGUCCUUCUGGCUCAACAGAGAGUCUGUCCCUGCCAGAACUGUCUUUGGAGUGACCACUGUCCUGACCAUGACUACUCUCAGUAUAAGCGCCAGGAACUCUCUCCCUAAAGUGGCCUACGCCACAGCUAUGGACUGGUUCAUCGCCGUCUGCUACGCCUUCGUCUUCUCUGCCCUCAUUGAAUUUGCCACAGUCAACUACUUCACCAAGAGAGGUUAUGCUUGGGAUGGAAAAAGUGUAGUCCCUGAGAAGCAAAAGAAGAAGAAAGAGUCUCUCCUGAAGAAAAACAACACAACGGCCUACCCGCCUACCACUUCUACACCCUUCGCACCCAAUCCUGCCAGGAACCCGGGAUUAGCCACAAUCGCCAAAAGCGCUCCUCCACCCCCAGACGAGCCCAAAGAGGAGCCGAAGCCCAAACCCCCUGAGGCCAAGAAGACCUUUAACAGUGUGAGCAAGAUAGACCGGAUUGCCAGAAUAGCCUUCCCCCUGCUCUUUGGAACCUUUAACUUGGUCUACUGGGCAACCUACUUGAAUAAGAAGCCCAAAUUGCAGGGGGUCAAUCACACCUAAUUCAUCUUUUUGUCUUUUUGAUUUAUUUUUUUUCUUAAUCCUUUUACAAAAAAGUGGUUAUUUUGAGAUAAACAUUGCGUCCACUCUGGUUUGAAUACCCAGUUGUUGCAUUGCUUCUGUGUUUACCUAAAUUUUGAAGAUUUCAAAAGAAACACAAUAUAGAAAAAAGAAAAAAUAAAUAAAUUCAGAGUUUUGAAAGGGUAUCGUUCAGGUCUAAGAGGAUGCUACUACAAAAUGCUACUAAAAAUAUCUAGCCAAGAGAAUGCUAUUCUACCACUUCAUAGCCCAAGUUUUUCCUGAGGCAGUGUUUUCGUUUGUUUUCUUGCUUAACUGUCUCCCUUUUUGUUUCUUUGUUUUCUUUAACCUAUUUUAAAACAUGGAAUUACAGACAGUAAAGAGGCAUCUGUGAAUAUGCAUGGGCAGGAAAUUGUAUGAUUUCUAUUCAUUUAUUCAAAAAUUAGACCCGUGUUGACUGAUGGCUUGGGUUAUUUGAUGUCACCAGUGUAACGCUCAUUCUUUCUCAAAUAUAUCUUCCAUUCUAGGUAGAAUGUUUAUUAGAUUGUGUCAUUCUUGAAAAAAAAUAUUUCAUUGUUUCUGCAAUAGCAAUAAAACAUGUCUCAGUGGACACAGUUUAUUUAGAGGACAAAACAUACAAAGUUUAAAUCAUCUGUGCUCAGAACUGAAGAUAUAUGGAUUUAAUUUCACUGCAUUGUAAAUACUAUCAAGUGUUAGAGAUGUCUUUAUUAUGAUUAAGCUUUGCAAAGUGUAACUAACGGGGUUUUAACUGCAUCAACGGAAAGGUAAACUCUUUCAUUUGGUUCCUCAUUCUGAUUCUUUUUACAAAUGGAGCAUAAACUGAGUUCA
Messenger RNA from Xiphophorus couchianus (Monterrey platyfish), 2985 nucleotides. RefSeq names its product gamma-aminobutyric acid type A receptor subunit alpha1 (gene gabra1). Gene Ontology annotation, cellular component: membrane. Gene Ontology annotation, molecular function: extracellular ligand-gated monoatomic ion channel activity; GABA-A receptor activity. Bases 736 to 2121 code for a protein of 461 amino acids. The record is from RefSeq and is a predicted model, not a curated record. Lineage: Eukaryota; Metazoa; Chordata; Actinopteri; Cyprinodontiformes; Poeciliidae. The transcript is spliced from 10 exons. Gene Ontology annotation, biological process: monoatomic ion transmembrane transport.